Molecule: messenger RNA, 1230 nt
Organism: Apodemus sylvaticus (European woodmouse)
Lineage: Eukaryota; Metazoa; Chordata; Mammalia; Rodentia; Muridae
Gene: Cenph
Product: centromere protein H
Exons: 9
Coding region: 80-802 (240 amino acids)
Biological process (GO): kinetochore assembly; mitotic spindle organization; chromosome segregation
Cellular component (GO): nucleus; kinetochore
Molecular function (GO): kinetochore binding
Source: RefSeq, a predicted model, not a curated record
GGCACUUCCGGGAGUCAAUUUCCUGGCGCGAAGAACUUCUAGGUUCUUUUCUGUGGAGAUCAAACCUGCGGCUUCUGCAAUGGAGCAGCCGCAGGAGAGGCCUGCGGCCGGGGCUGAGGCCUGCGGGGAGGAGCGGGGUGUGUCGCCGGCCGCGGAGGAGCGCAUGGAGGAACGCAUCAGCCUGCUGCUCAGGCUGAGAGAACAGACAAAGCAACAGCUCUUAGAAUAUAAGUCCAUGAUCGAGGCAAAUGAAGGAAAAACUCCAGAACUGAUCAUGCAAGAAAAAGAGAUUGAAGUUAAAAUUGAAGACCUGGAGAAUGAAAUUGAAGAUGUAAAAACUAAUUUUGAAAUGAAAAGCCUUGCACUGAACAGGAUGAAACUUUCAGCUACACUUCAAAACCACCUGGAGAGCGUGGGCCCUGAGAGUGGUGUGCUCACUGAUGACAUGAAGCACGUAAUAAAGCUACAGAAGUCAAUAAUGAAGUUACAGGAGGAGUCUUCAGAACUGGAGAAAAAGCUGCUUGAUGUCAGAAAGAAGAGACUGCAACUAAAACAAGCUUCAAGAGGUAAGCUUUUAGAAAUACAAACUGAGAAGACCAAACAGAAAGAGGAUGUGGACAAGAUGGAGAAUUCUGAAAUGAUAAAGGCCAUGAAAAACAAUCUACAAAUGGAGAUGAAGAUUACUACAGUUAUUCAACAUGCCUUCCAGGGCCUUAUUUUGGGGAGUAAAACCAACUGGGCAGAGGAUCCUGCCCUCAGAGAGACUGUGCUACAGCUGGAGAGGAAUCUCACCACGCUAUAAGAAUUCUGCCUUGGCAGUUUAAAAUCGAUUUGGUGGCCAAUCUUUCAUUUAAAUAGCAGAGUUCCUGGGAAAUGUAAACAGUGUUUUUGGAACCAUUCCGCUGCUUCAAUUUGGGGAUUUUGAGUGGAUGAUAUGACAUGGAAUCUUGUGCUUUAAAUGUGCUCAUUAAAGUGACUGGCAUACUCUUCAGGAGUCUGAACGUCACAGCCCCGGAAAGAAGACCCUGGUCCGCCACCACAGGACAUGCGCACCUUUGCUGACGUCUUCCUGUGAGCCCUUUCGAGAUGUGCACUGGUUUGUCAGCCAAAAAUUAGAAAAGUGUCCAACGUGUAAAGUUGUGUUUGUGAAAUAAGGUUGUGACUUUUCUCCUUCUCUAUUUAACGUGCAUUUUACUUUUAUAAGUUAAGGAAUAAAGAGAAUAAACAUUA